Messenger RNA from Phyllostomus discolor (pale spear-nosed bat), 4108 nucleotides. RefSeq names its product SS18L1 subunit of BAF chromatin remodeling complex (gene SS18L1). Gene Ontology annotation, cellular component: nucleus. The record is from RefSeq and is a predicted model, not a curated record. The transcript has 11 exons. Gene Ontology annotation, molecular function: transcription coactivator activity. The coding region runs from base 194 to 1405 and encodes 403 amino acids. NCBI's taxonomy places the organism in Eukaryota, Metazoa, Chordata, Mammalia, Chiroptera, Phyllostomidae. Gene Ontology annotation, biological process: positive regulation of transcription by RNA polymerase II; positive regulation of dendrite morphogenesis.
GAACAGGCGGCGCGCGUGGCGACGCGGCGGCGGGCGGGAGGGCGGCGCGGUGGCAGCGGCGGGGCGGACGAGCCCAAGGCGGAACCCCCCGCGCCCCCGCCCCCCAGCGACUGCGGAGAAUGAACACCUCAGGCGGCGGAGCGCAGCGGGAGAAGAAACCCCGAUGAUCUCGGGCUGAGCCCGCGCCGGGACCAUGUCUGUGGCCUUCGCGUCCGCCCGGCCGAGAGGCAAAGGGGAGGUCACGCAGCAAACCAUCCAGAAGAUGCUGGACGAGAACCACCACCUGAUCCAGUGCAUCCUGGAGCACCAGAGCAAGGGCAAGACGGCCGAGUGCGCCCAGUACCAGCAGAUCCUGCACCGGAACCUCGUGUACCUGGCCACCAUCGCGGACUCCAACCAGAACAUGCAGUCCCUGCUCCCUGCUCCGCCCACCCAGAACAUGAACCUGGGCCCCGGCGCGCUGUCCCAGAGCGGCUCCAGCCAGGGCCUGCACUCGCAGGGCAGCCUCAGCGACGCCAUCGGCACCGGCCUGCCCCCGGCCUCCCUCAUGCAGGGCCAGAUCGGCAACGGUCCGAACCACGUGUCCAUGCAGCAGACGGCACAGAGCACGCUGCCCACAACCUCCAUGAGCAUGUCGGGCAGCGGCCACGGGUCGGGGCCCGGCUACAGCCACUCGGGACCCGGCUCGCAGAGCGUGCCCCUGCAGGGCCAGGGCGCCAUCGGCAGCUACGUGUCGCGGGCCAACAUCAACAUUCAGUCCAACCCAGUGUCCAUGAUGCACCAGCAGGCCGCCUCGUCCCACUACCCCUCGGCGCAGGGCGGGAGCCAGCACUACCAGGGCCAGCCGUCCAUCGCCAUGAUGGGCCAGAGCGGGCAGGGCAGCGGCAUGAUGGGGCAGCGGCCCCUGGCGCCCUACCGGCCCUCCCAGCAAGGCUCCUCGCAGCAGUACCUGGGCCAGGAGGAGUACUACGGGGGCGAGCAGUACGGCCACAGCCAGGCCGCCUCGGAGCCGCUCGGCCAGCAGUACUACGCCGACGGGCACGGGGACUACGCCUACCAGCAGGCGUCCUACUCAGAGCAGAGCUACGACCGGUCCUUCGAGGAGUCCACGCAGCACUACUACGAGGGCGGGAACUCGCAGUACAGCCAGCAGCAGGCGGGGUACCAGCAGGGGGCGGCCCAGCAGCAGGCGGGCUACCAGCAGCAGUACCCCAACCAGCAGAGCUACCCGGGCCAGCAGCCAGGCUACGGCCCGGCCCAGGGAGCCCCCUCGCAGUACUCCAGCUACCAGCAAGGCCAAGGCCAGCAGUACGGGAGCUACAGGGCGUCGCAGACCGGCCCGUCCGCGCAGCAGCAGCGGCCGUACGGCUACGAGCAGGGCCAGUAUGGAAACUACCAGCAGUGAGGGGCAAGCGUCCUUGGUGGAGCCUUGCGCUGGCGUGUCCGCCCGGCACGGCUGGGCCCGUGGCAGCUCUGAUGACCCGUGGCCUGUCGGUUGCCCCUUCGCCCCACGCGUGUCGCAUGUGAAGCGUGCACAUUUCAUGCUGGGCAUGACGCCGAGCGUGCGCCGAGGCGCGGGACCGCGCUCCGGUGGUGUGGCGUGCCUGGUGCUGUGUAUAGUGUCCUGUGUCCCUCCAGUGACGGGGGGCUGUCCCUUUCUGUCCCCCCCCAUGUGUCUAGCUAGCUUUAGGGGUCCUCUCGUCAUCGGAGCGCUCUGCGCCCAGCGAUGGGACAGACACCUACCUACAAGAUGCCAUUGUCAGUGUUUCCACGUAGACAGACCUUGGGUCCAGAUCUCCCCACGCAGCUGUGACGUGGGUCGCAGGCGCGUCCUUCGACCUGCUGCCGCAGCCCCGGGCUUGCCUCCCCCUGGGCCUCAGGUGGGGCGGGGGCUCCGUCCGGGUGGGUCUGCUUCUGUCGAAGGCCACGUCUGCUUCCCCGGGGAGGCCGUGCCUGCACACCGCCCUGCGGUUUCUGGCACUCGCCCGUCGCCUGUGUCUCCAGCCCAUUCCAUUUACCUGGAGGGUCACCUGUGCGUGCUGCCAAGGUAACAAGGGAUCAAGGAUAGGCCGAGAUCGAGCCUGACCAGGGGGCUGCGGGGCGACACCGGCAGCGAGGGGAGCUGUCUGGCGUCGCCCGGGCUCCUGUCCUUGUUGAUCUGAUGGUCAUUUUGGGGGUUUGAAUAUGUGACAUGCCCCAUUCUAAACUUGUAGCUUAAAAUAGUGACCCGGAUUUUCCACACAGUGGAGUUGUUCCUUUUAUUUCUUCCAGGACCUGCUUGUUUAGAUCCCUAAGCAGGUGGGGGUUUUUUUGUUCGUUUGUUUUGCUUUUUGAGGGAUAUCUGAAUUUGCAUCUCUUAUUUUUUAAAAAAAGUUUUAUUUAUUUAUUUUUUAGAGAGAGGAAGGGAAGGAGAAAGAGAGAAACAUCAACGUGUGGUUGUUUCUCACACGCCCCCCUACUGGGGACCUGGUCUGCAGCCCAGGCGUGUGCCCUGACUGGGAAUCGAACUGACAACCCUUGGGUUUGCAGGCCGGUGGCAUACAGUCCACUGAGCCACCCCAGCCAGGGCCACAUCUCUUUUUUAGAAAGAGCUUCACUGAGUUUACUGUGUUCUUCCUAGUGAAAAGGAAAGGUUUUAUAGAGAGAAAUUUGAAUAAGUUUUACAUUCCCAGGAUGUUAAAUCUCAUUUAAAUUCUGUGCAAACAUGGAAGACAGCUCACUGGGAAAAAAAAGUCUGGUCAGGAAAAACCCUACAUUUCCCUAAGUAAUACUGACAUUUUAUCAAUUUUUACGUGGAUGAUAAUGCCCACUUUUCCUGGAAUCUUUUAUAAACAUCCUUGGAUAGUGCUGAUGUAUUUCCAAGAACAACCAAAAAAUACACAAAAAAGAGCUAAUUCCGUGUACACCGGGUCUCCUGGGAUAGAAGUGUUUACUUUGUGGGCAUAUGGGUGUGGAAACCCUGCACACCGGCAAGGGCUCAGAAGUCCACCGUCUCGGUGAGAUCUCCGGGCGGGAGUCCCGAACUGCUGAACCACAGGCGUGGGCAGUGGCCGCCUUGUUCUGUUUCUUUCCUGGCAGGUUUCGUAGAACAAAGUUGCAAACUCAAUCAAGGACUAAAAUUUCCCACUGAAAAGGUUCAACAUUUUAGAAAACUGUGAAACUAGUCUGUUUUUAUUCCUUGCCAUCCUGGGCGUACGCCUUGUCUGUGUGUGUGUGUGUGUGUUUUGUUUGUUUGUUUAAGUGCUGUCUGAAUACUUUUUUUAAAAGGGCACUGAAAAGUUACCCAGAAACUUCAAUCUGAAAUGUCUUACAUUAAGAAUUUCUUGAAUGUUGUGUAUAUAUUUUAAAAAGCACUUUGUGAGAUAGUUUGUACAUUUAUUUCCUUAAUUUAUACAUGAUUUUUUUGGUGUUAAUAUAUUUAAGGAUUAAUAACAGAAUAUUUAUUUAACGUGUAGUCCAUUUUUUAAGUAAUAUUUUUGUGGGGAAAGUGACGGCAGCAGCGGUGUCAUUAGCUGUAUUGUUUUCUCCUGCGUGACCCGAAUGUUUGCAAAAGCUUUAGGCUGAGAGGAACUGUCCACGCAGGGUGGGGGGUGGUGCCUCGUCGUCAUGACUACUUCCGCAGAAGGCCCGUGGAGAUGCAGAGGAAGACUCGGGAAUUGACGCAGUCCUCGACCCCGUUGUCCUCGACACCGAGCAGGUCACAGAUUUUAAAAGUGACCCGUUUUCAGCCGUGCCGACAGCUUCGUAUCGGUAUGCGGAAGCUCGGCACCCACGGGCUGGCCCCAGACUUCCAGCAAAGCCCCGCCGCUCCUCCAGCGGGAGCCUGCGCCGGCCUCGGGUUGCACCGGCUCUCACUGAUGCAGCUGCCGGUGUUGGGCGCCCGCUCAGAAUCGUGCGGGGUGGAAGGCCGUUUCUGUUGCCGUUUUCAGUUGCUCAGCCAUUGCUUCACCUCUAUUUAUUGAACAGGUCGGGAUUCGUUUUAUUUGUGAGCACAGCACAUUUUUUUUGAAGAUCAUCUUUAUUUCAUUCCCCCCCCCCCCAGCCAGAAUUUGGAGUAUAAAUUGUUUAUGCUUUUGGUGUAAUUAAUAAACUGGUUCUUCAAAAGUCA